Hirsutella rhossiliensis is the source of this 885-nucleotide messenger RNA. Its product is annotated as 3' exoribonuclease family protein. Gene Ontology annotation, cellular component: nuclear exosome (RNase complex); cytoplasmic exosome (RNase complex). The transcript has 2 exons. Lineage: Eukaryota; Fungi; Ascomycota; Sordariomycetes; Hypocreales; Ophiocordycipitaceae. Gene Ontology annotation, biological process: U5 snRNA 3'-end processing; U4 snRNA 3'-end processing; nuclear polyadenylation-dependent rRNA catabolic process. The record is from RefSeq and is a predicted model, not a curated record. Bases 1 to 885 code for a protein of 294 amino acids.
AUGCCUCGCGAAGCCUCGCCCUCCCUCUCGGAAAAGACCUUUGUGUCAAGGGCCCUGGAAGAAGGGCUGCGCCUGGACAACCGCAAAUUCGACCAGUUCCGGCCGCUGCAGCUCGCCUUUGCCGACGAUGAAUAUGGCGUCGCAGAUGUCCGGUGCGGCAAGACGAGAGUUGUGGCCAAGGUCUCAGCCGAAGUGACGGUCCCCUUCACGGACCGCCCCUUUGACGGCGUCUUCACAAUCACCUCGGAGCUCGGCCCCAUGGUGGCCCCCUCCUUCGAAGCCAACCGCCCGACCGAGACCGAAGUCCUGCUGUCGCGGCUGCUGGAAAAGACGAUACGGCGGUCGGGCGCCCUCGACACCGAGUCGCUGUGCCUGGUUGCGGGACAAAAGUGCUGGUCUGUCCGCGUCGACGUGCACGUCCUCUCGCAUGACGGCAACCUGCUCGACACGGCGUGCCUGGCCGUCGUCGCGGCGCUGCGCCACUUCCGCAAGCCCGAGACGAGCAUGCAGGGCGAGACGCUGACCGUCUACACGCCCGCCGAGCGGGAGCCCGUGCUGCUGAGCUGGCUGCACUCGCCCUUUUGCGUCACCUUUAGCUUCUUUGGCGACGGGGGCGACGCCGUCCUGCUGGAUACCACCUGGCUCGAGGAGCAGCUGAGGGUCAGCAGCUGCACCUUCAGCCUCAACAAGCACGGCGAGAUAUGCCAGGUGUCCAAGCUUGGGGGCAGCGACAUUGACGCGCCGAUAUUCGUACAGUGCGCCCAGACGGCGCUCAACAAGUCCAAGGAGUUUACGGAUCUGGUAGACAGGAAACUGGGAGAUGACGACAAGCGGAGAAACAAGGGGGGCCUACUGGCAGAGCUGACGGCGGAGAACGAGAGGUGA